Molecule: messenger RNA, 1539 nt
Organism: Tachysurus vachellii
Lineage: Eukaryota; Metazoa; Chordata; Actinopteri; Siluriformes; Bagridae
Product: serine protease 27
Exons: 9
Coding region: 127-1149 (340 amino acids)
Biological process (GO): proteolysis
Molecular function (GO): serine-type endopeptidase activity
Source: RefSeq, a predicted model, not a curated record
AGGUGGCAGGUGUGUAAAUGCUGGUGUAAGGUGACAGACCCAGCUGCAGUGUGAGCAAAUGUUUGUGUUAUCAAAACUGCUCUAUAGUAGCAGGAGGAGAACAAUGGAGCCAUUGGGAGCAGAGUGAUGUGGCAGGCUGUGAUUGGCCGCUCCACACAGAGCCAUCUGAAGGGACAGGAAGUGAACAGCCUCUUUAUUGUCCCUCACACAGUCAGAAUGAGGAGCUUUGGUAUGGAGCUGCUGAUCGCCGUGCUGGGCUCAGGUGUGUGGCUGGUCCCAACACGUCACGCUCGAGAAUGUGGAAGGCCUCUUGUAGGAACUCGCAUCGUAGGAGGAAGCGAGGCAAGAGACGGGGCAUGGCCGUGGCAAGUAGACAUCCAGAUGAUAAGAAGCGGCCAUGUCUGUGGAGGAUCCAUCAUCUCCAGAGACUGGGUUCUGUCUGCAGCGCACUGUUUUCCUGACCCUUCAGAUGUCUCCUCAUACCGUCUGUACAUGGGUCGCUAUCAGCUCAAUGGCGCUAACCAGUUUGAGACGAUGAGAGAAGUGAAGAGGGUGGUGGUGGCACACGGGUACUCAACCCCUCAAGAGGGCAAUGAUGUGGCACUCGUACAGCUGAGCUCACCGCUCACCUGGACAUUCUACAUUCAGCCCGUGUGUCUGCCAAACGCCGACUUCCUGUUCAACGUUGGAACCAUGUGCUAUGUCACAGGCUGGGGUGACACUCAGGAGGGAGUCUCGCUGUCUGGAGCCGGGACGCUACGGGAAGUCAGAGUGCCCAUUAUUGACCAAGAAGCCUGCAACUCCAUGUACCACAUGGACACGUAUAACUCAGACACGCUGUCCAUCCUAUCAGACAUGAUCUGUGCUGGAUACCAGGAGGGAGGGAAGGACUCCUGUCAGGGAGACUCCGGCGGACCCCUUGUCUGUUCCAUGGGGAAUGGCACAUGGAUCCAGGCCGGUGUUGUGAGUUUUGGACUGGGAUGCGCUCAAAAGAACCGACCCGGCGUGUACGCCAGAGUGUCGAGCUUCGUGGGCCUGAUCCGCUCCACGGUGCCGGACGUCCAGCUGCUGGAUCACACCAAUAACCUUGCAGCUCACGGCGUCAUGGUGCUCAGUGUGGCUCUCACAGCAGUGAUGUUGAGUAGGUAGUGAGUGUGUUCAGUGGACCAACGCUGUAAUACUGACCUGGAGCAAGGACGCAGUGAAUUACACCAUCUCACAACCUGGAGCCAUGCUGAACAUUUCAUGUAUAUGUUACAGUCAUCAUAAAGUAGCCGUAAUGCUAAAGCAGGAGUUUAACAGGUUUUGGUGAUAAACAGCUGAUGUGGUGUAUUAACACUGCCAUGCCUGAGAAAUCUAAAGCCACCAGGAACAAUAACUGUUUAACAGCUGAACACAAUAAAGGCUUUAUUUUUAUACGUCAUUAUUCUUUUUCCUUAAAUUAAAUAAUGUCUUUACAGUCUUCAGAGGUAUUUACCUCUAAGUUAAAGUAAAUAAGUGUUAAUUACUGCCUUAUUUUAUAAAGUUAAAGCUGAUGUU